This is a messenger RNA of Mesocricetus auratus (golden hamster), 5020 nucleotides long. It is a transcript of the gene Mtus1, whose product is annotated as microtubule associated scaffold protein 1. Bases 647 to 4252 code for a protein of 1201 amino acids. Gene Ontology annotation, molecular function: microtubule binding. Gene Ontology annotation, cellular component: cytoplasm; nucleus. NCBI's taxonomy places the organism in Eukaryota, Metazoa, Chordata, Mammalia, Rodentia, Cricetidae. The transcript is spliced from 14 exons. The record is from RefSeq and is a predicted model, not a curated record.
CGCUAAUGAUCUGCUCGCAAGCCUGAAGACAAUACAGCGCUCAGGUGGAACUCGCCGAGAGCAAUCAGUGCUGGUUCUUUACAAGCCCCUGGGCUGAUAAUUCUGCAACUUUCCCACCUUCCAACCCCCAAACAGUCUGCCAUUCAAGAGAAGUAAAAGGACAGGGAACUCAGGCUGCGAGGACAACAAGGAGGAGUCGAUUUUCCGGCUAGCCUGUCCGGUCCUGAGGCCCCAAAGCUGGGCACUGCAGAGCAUGGCUCGCCCGCUGAAACGUGAGUGAUCUGGGGACGCGCGGUGCAGUCAGGUGCGCAGUCAGCAGCCACCCGCAUCGCGACCCACGUGGCAACAGGUGCAGCGCGGUCCAGGACCUACGCCCGGGGCUUCCGGCAAGAAGACGUUUAACCUGGGAGCCGGACCUGGCGGGCGACCGUAGUGGAGCUCAGUGGGAGUCUUCGUGACCCAAGGAACUCCCGCAAGUUUCACAGGGAACAACAAAUCAUUUAACUUCAAUGCAUCCAAGACUGUCAUCCUGGAACUGGGCUGGAAAGUGAUAGGGAAGGAUCUAGACCAUUUAUUCACUCACUCUCAGAUUUAAAAGGAUGCAAAGAGAAUAUAAAAUGGCAGAAGUUUAAAGUUAAUAUUCAGGAUGAAUGAUGAUAGGUCAGAUAAGACAGAAGAUGGAUUGCAUUAUAUGUUUAUCAGUGAUAAAAACAGGAAUACAUCUGAGUACAACACAAGGUCACCAUCCACACAGUCCCCUUCAACAGGUCAUGGGGAUUGGACCACUGCUAACCCGGAUGACAUGGUGGUGGACUAUGUAAUGGAUCCUACUGUGGAGAGCAAUGGAAGUGUUUCUUUAAGCCAUCAGCGUGUUGAGACUUCAAGUGAUUUCAUUAGUGAGCCGGGGUUUGAAAUGCGUAGUCAGUCUUCUACACUCAGUACAGCGAAGCCCCCAAACCUGCACAGCAGUUUGGAUUCCCUACAGGCACACCUGGAUGAGAGAUCUGAGCCCUCUCCACCCUGCAUGCACAAGUCUGAUGAUGAUUUCAAUUGUGUAGACUCCUCUGCAGCUUUGGAGCUAAAACAGACAUCGGACAUGAAAGUGGACUCAAUUAACUGUAACUUUAUAGCACACCAAUCUAUUGACCAGGGUCAGCCUUUACAUCCUCCUGGAGGUCUGCAGCCAACGGGUGUGAGAGGUGGAAAUACAUUGUCCUGCUCCACAUGGACAUCACCCUAUUCCACCAAGACGUAUGUGAGAGGAAUUCAUUAUAAUAGAGACCGCUUUGAAAACCUUCAAUCCCCACCCUCAGAGGCUCUGAACACAACAUACACAGUAUGUUCUGAUGUGCCCAUGCAGACCGAUGGUGCAGACAUUGGAAUUCAGUGUCAGUAUUCUUUAGGAAAUGUCACCAAAGCAUACACUGAUGGGACAGAGCAAGGACUCGUUGGAGAGAGAGAGAUACAAACUGUGACACCAGUUUCUGGUGGCAUGGAGGUUCCCAAUGGGUCUGUAUUACAGGAGUUCUAUUGUGUAUCUGAAGAUGAACCAAACAAUGAGACACAUUCACAUGGCUCAUAUGGUCAACAGGAAAUGGGCCAAAAUCUAAGAGAAACACUGUCCCACUGUCGUGUUGAUGAUGAAUGCCCUUUACCCGUGCCAGCUUUUGAUGAAAGUAAAACCAGAGUCCUGGACUCUGGGUGUAAAGUCACUAUGACUGAAGACCCACACGUUGCCUCUCAUGACGACAACUCAGAAGUCCAAAACAGUCCUGGAGAGCUGACCCUGAGAGGUGUCCCAGGGCAGAGGUUUUCCUUGUAUGAAAUAGCUUGUGAUGGUAGAGCCGUUAGCACAAACAAUACAGCGCUCACGUCAACAUCAACACCAGUUCAGCAAACCCCCGAUAUAAGCCUUACCCUUUCACCUGUUGAGAAAACAGAGACGUGCAAUCAUGUGGAGAAUGGUCCAAGAGAUGCUAAAAAUGCACCAAACCUGAAAGGUGCACCAGUGAAUAUGUCAAAGCCUAAUCUGGGAAAAUCAGUUACCAAAACAAAUGCCCCCAUAGGCAGUAAAGUUAGGAAAACAGAAAUCAUAAGUUAUCCAAGACCAAACUUCAAGAACAUUAAAGCCAAAGUUAUAUCUAGAUCAGUGUUGCAACCCAAAGACCCUUCUCUACCAAAGGGCACGCCCAAACCUCCGAGUACUGGGGUCUCCUCAGCCCCACCAGUGCCUUCUAAACAGUUGACAGUUGCGAGCAAAACAGCAAGAUCUGACUUUAAUGCAGACAAAAAAGCGGAGCUCCUAAUUAGCAAGACAGACAAGCAACAGUUUAAUAAACUCAUUACCGGCCAGGCUGUGCAUGUUACAACUCAUUCUAAAAACGCUUCGCUCAGGCUUCCAAGAACAACAUCUGCCACGAAAUCGAAUCGGGAGGAUGUUGACAAGACAGGUUCCUCUCAUGCAGCGGGUGAGACUGGGUCUGUAGCUGCGUUUUUCCAGAAGAUCAAAGGCAUCCUCCCAGUUAAAAUGAAAAGUUCCGAGUGUUUGGAAGUAACGUAUGCUUCCCACAUCGAUCAGAUUAGCCCUGAAAAGGGUGAGAGGGUCAGUGGUUCUCCAAUGGAAAAGCAAGAGCUGGAAAAGCCAGACAUGAACGAGACAUUUGAAUGCAAGUCCCUGUUUGUGGGUUCUGCAUCCAAAACUGCCACCAUCCCAGGAAAGAACAUUUCCAAGCCAGACACCUGCAGCCUGAGAAAAACACCAGGUCUGAAGGCCAAAGUGGGGCCUGCUGUUUCCUGCCUGAGAAGGAAGAGUGACAGUAGAACCCUAGGCUCCGACAGGGCCGUAUCGCCUCAGAGGAUCAGGCGUGUGUCCAGCUCUGCUGGUAAUGCUGCUGUCAUCAAGUAUGAAGAGAAAGCUCCCAAACAAGCCUUCCAGAAUGGGUCAGGAGCCUUAUAUCUGAAGCCUUUGGUCCCCAGAGCUCACGCACACUUGCUCAAAACUCCUCCAAAAGGUCCUUCAAGAAAGAGUCUAUUUACAGCUUUUAAUUCAGUUGAAAAAGGCCGGCAGAAGACUCCUCGAAGCCUGUGCAUCCAGACCCAGACAGCUCCAGAUGUGCUAUCCUCCGAAAGAGCACUUGAGUUGGCUCAGUACAAGACAAAAUGUGAAAACCAAAGCGGAGUCAUCCUGCACCUCAAGCAGCUUCUUUCCUGUGGCAAUACCAAGUUUGAAGCACUAACAGUUGUGAUCCAGCACCUCCUGUCUGAGCGGGAGGACGCGCUGAGGCAACACAAAACCCUCUCUCAAGAACUUGUCAACCUCCGGGGAGAGCUAGUGGCUGCUUCAAGCACCUGCGAGAAGCUAGAAAAGGCUAGGAAUGACUUACAAACAGCGUAUGAAGGAUUCGUCCAGAAACUAAACCAGCAACACCAGACAGACCGGACAGAACUGGAGAACCGGCUGAAGGAAUUCUACAUGGUGGAGUAUGAGAAGCUUCGAGACAUCUACAGCGAGGAGGCAGAAAAGUAUAAAACCCAACUGCAAGAGCAGUUUGACAACUUAAACACUGCCCAUGAAACCACCAAGCUGGAAAUCGAAGCUAGCCACUCAGAGAAAGUAGAAUUGCUGAAGAAAACCUACGAAACCUCCCUUUCAGAAAUCAAGAAAAGCCAUGAAAUGGAAAAGAAGUCACUUGAGAAUCUACUUAACGAGAAGCAGGAAUCACUAGAGAAACAAAUCAAUGAUCUGAAGAGUGAAAAUGAUGCUUUAAACGAAAAGCUGAAAUCAGAGGAACAAAAGCGAAUAUCAAGAGAGAAGGCGAAUUCGAAAAACCCUCAGGUCAUGUAUCUGGAGCAAGAGCUAGAAAGCCUGAAAGCCGUGUUAGAGAUCAAGAAUGAGAAGCUGCAUCAGCAGGACAUGAAGCUGAUGAAGAUGGAGAGGCUGGUGGACAACAACACAGCAUUGGUUGACAAACUGAAGCGAUUCCAGCAGGAAAACGAGGAAUUAAAAGCGCGAAUGGACAAACACAUGGCGAUUUCGAGGCAACUUUCCACCGAGCAGGCAGCGCUGCAGGAGUCCCUGGAGAAGGAGUCAAAGGUCAACAAGAGGCUGUCCAUGGAGAACGAGGAGCUGCUGUGGAAGCUGCACAACGGGGACCUUUGCAGCCCCAAGAGAUCCCCCACGUCCUCGGCCAUCCCUUUCCAGUCCCCCAGGAACUCCGGUUCCUUCUCCAGCCCCAGCAUCUCACCCAGAUGACACUUUCCGGAAGAGGAGGGAGAGUCUCCGCAGGCACCGAGGUGUGGUUCUGCAGGACUGGCCACCUCGUGGGAACAAGAGCUGAAUUAGCUUUCUGGAAUUUCCACAGGAUAACUGGAAAGCAGCCACCACCGUAUCGGCUGCCUACGAGUCAGGAGCUCCGGAGGAAGGCUUUUGACUUGGUCCAGAAGCCUCCUCCAAAAAACAGAUUUCGGAUAUGGACGUAGUUGCACAGAGCACUUAAGGAACGAGGGAACCUUGUUCUUUUGCCUUCCUUCACCUAACCAUAAGAGGAAACUCUCAGGGCCCUAUUAAGAUAAAGAUUUAUAACCUUUCUAAUAUUCUUCACCAGAGACACCUUCUUGUGAUUUUUUUUUUUAUUUCAGUCUGACUGAGGGCAGGGGUGUGUGUGAAUGAAAUGGGUGCAUUAGUGUGUCAUGUGACUGUCACAGCCCUCUCUGCUGUGUAUUAAAAGUCAACAGCUGAAUAUAGCUGGUUCUGUAUUAAUCAAGUUAUAAUCAGUAUGCUCGCGUCAACAAACGCCAUAGAAGAGAAAGCAAUAGUUGCUUGAAUUUCUACCGACUCCUCUUGGCACUGUGCGACAUGGCAGGGCUAGGGUAUGACAGGAAAACCCUUUUGAUUUGUUGGUGUCUGCACAUUUCUCUGUUAGCUUUUCAGUGUUCAGUUUUGUCAGUUGAUAACGUUUGAUUUUUUUUUCCUUUUCCUGUAGACUUUUAUGAGCCUAAUAAAUAUACUCCGAUCCACUUU